UCCAUGGAAGCCCACCAUGUUAGGACAUUCUAUGGUAGUUAGCAAAAUCUCAAGGCUACAGAAAUGACGUUAUUAAAUAGUGAACAGAAACAGCAGUUGUUCUGAUAAAAACUUCGGACAGUUUAUUAAGGUUAAUUCUAACGUUGUCUCCUCAAAAAACGACCAGAAUGAACCGUUUUAAUUCAACCGUCUCCGUUGACGAAUACCUCGCGGACAGUAACGUGUUGUUCUAUCUGAGCGACGCAGUGACACAGCUGCUGGAGCAUAAAGAGGAAUACACCCAGUUUGGGGUGAUCCGCUACUUUGCUGAGUAUUUCAGCAGUGUGAAGAACAGUAACCAUGUCCUCUUCAGAGAGUAUAACUACAUCAGGGCCACUCCUCAUAACAGAGCCUCCUUCAUCAGAGUCUUCUGGAGAUGCUACAGACAGAUCGGCAAGAGUGGAGACUUACUGUCCAUGCUCGAAUAUAGGUCUCUGCUACAGUUACUGUGUCCAGACUUUCCAGUGGAGAUGGUACAGAGUGCAGCCAGAAUUGUUCUGAUGGACGACGCCAUAGAUUGUUUGAUGUCUUUCUCUGACUUCCUUUAUGCUUUCCAGCUACAGUUCUACUACCAAGAGUUCUUGGACAGCGUGCUGAUGAUCUACCAGGACCUGUUAGCAGGGAAGAGUCCUAACACUGUUAUCGUCCCCACCUCCACCUCCAUCGAGCAGCUGCCCUCGGUGGCUGCAGAGGAGAGCGACAAAGAGCGGCAGCAGCAGGAUGGGGUGGAACCGUCCACUCUGGCUCAGUGUAUAGACGCUCUCUGUGACAGAUUCAAACACAGUCAUCCUUCCAGGUCCUGUAUGAGGGAAAUACUGGAAGAAACUGACAAAGUCUGUUACUACAGCUUCCUAAUGAGCCUGGCUAAACAUGAGACCAUCAACCAAACCAUUGGAGUGUUACCCAACAAGGCAGAGUUACUCAUUGACCCAGAGAUGGACCAGGAACUGGACAAACUAAUUGCUCAGAUCUCAGUGAGUCCCAGCAGCAACAGCAGUGGCAGUGCGGUGGGGGGGCUAAAGGAGAUGCAGAGGAGGGCCUCCCCCAGGAGGAACAUUCACCACAGGAGGAAGAUGGAGGUGGAAAGCGACGGCUCCACAGAGGAGACAGAUUCCUCUGAGAACUGAGCUCUGACUUCUCACUACUCUGUGAUGUGUAACCUUCCAUCUUAAGUCCUAAACACACAGUGGCUGCAUGAUACACAUCCAAACUUUUUUGCCCAUUAUUUGCUCUGUAAACUCACACACUUGUAGUGGACAAGAGAACAUCAGUGCAGUGAAACCCUCCACCCUGUGAUAUUAUAUAUAUAGGGUAUAUACAUAUAUGACACUGUCUUUUUGUCCAGCACCAAUGUCCAGAAAAGCAGUGAGAUGGCAGCAGAAUAUUCACUGUUGAUGCUACAUUAUGCUGUGUGGUCCUGAUGAUGGGCAAGUCCCUUGUCUACACAUGGUCACGUGAUGUACCAUUGCUGUCUGGCUGCAGUGUUUUGAAUUUUACUGUAAUCUCUCCAAACAAAAUGUUUGUAUUCCCAUCAUUAUUGGUUUGUUAGUAAUGAGAACCAAAGAACACACUCUGUGGAUGGAUGUACUCCUGCUGCUGUAAAUCUCUGUGUUAACACUGGCCAUUAACUUUCUCAGUUUGCUGAACAAAGUGAAAAGUAUUAGAAUAUGUCCAACACUGAUUGAAAUAGCAGAUUAUGGUUCUCUCCUGACCCCUCCACAUCCUGUCUGUCCAAACCCACAUAGUAAACAUCUCAAGCAUGAACUGUAUUUACAGCACUAAUUUGUUUAUUAUGAAGCUUUAUGUGAAUGUGAUAUUACAUGUAUGGAGAUCCUCACUCACUGUGAAUAAUAAAGAUGUAAGUGAU
This is a messenger RNA of Seriola aureovittata, 1906 nucleotides long. It is a transcript of the gene cstpp1, whose product is annotated as centriolar satellite-associated tubulin polyglutamylase complex regulator 1. The record is from RefSeq and is a predicted model, not a curated record. Lineage: Eukaryota; Metazoa; Chordata; Actinopteri; Carangiformes; Carangidae. Bases 168 to 1166 code for a protein of 332 amino acids. The transcript is spliced from 9 exons.